This is a messenger RNA of Podospora anserina S mat+, 837 nucleotides long. RefSeq lists its product as uncharacterized. The record is from RefSeq and is a predicted model, not a curated record. NCBI's taxonomy places the organism in Eukaryota, Fungi, Ascomycota, Sordariomycetes, Sordariales, Podosporaceae. The transcript has a single exon. The coding region runs from base 1 to 837 and encodes 278 amino acids.
AUGUCUAGAUUUCACGUCAGCAAAGGAGUCACCAUGUUGGCCGAUCCCUCUAAUCACCGCACUGGCUUGGCCCCAGCUUGCUUCGACACCAAGACCUUCGACUUUGGCUGGUGGCCUUCGGUCCGCCACCCCGAUCCAUCCCGCAUGAGACAGCGAAUGCAGAGUCAAGCAUUCGUCACUGAUACUUCACCUUCGCGCGAAUACCAAGUUGACUUCUGGCGCAGCCGGGCGACCUACUUCGCCGAGGCCGCUGAUCAGUCAUUUGUCCAGUGGAAGGCUGAGAAGAAGCUGAAUGAUGGCAAAGUGAGGCACCUCCAGGAUGAGCUUGCCGGCAUCAAGAAAUCGAUGGAGUCGUAUGAUAUCACCAUCAUUGCCUUGCACGACAAAGAUCAGAAGAACCAGGGAUACAUCGAAUCUCUUCAGAACCAGCUCAAGGAGGCGUCUCCCCGACAUGGCUCAACUGCCCAUGGACUCGCGCCACUUACACCCCCUGCGGCACCCGAGGCGCUCUAUCCAAGCAAGCACAGUGGCGACACCCCAUCUCAAUCCCAAUACUCAACGGACGACUCUCAACGAGUAUCCCCAGUCUCCUCUCCCAUCUCAACCUCUCCUUCCUCAGUCUCGUCUCUCUUCACUUUCCCAGCCAGGAAGCGAGUCAACAGGAACUCAGGCAAAUCUACUCAAGAGCCAGAAGCGACUAUUAACUCUUUCAAGUCAGACCUUUCUUCCCUCCCAACACAAAAGAGUACACAUCCGACGCCUUCGCCAGCCCCAACCCUGUUUGCGCUUCCGGACUACGCCACUGCACGUUCCCGACGGCGUGUUCAAGUUGGAUGA